AUAUUAUUUCAUAAUCAACUCUUAAGAUAAACAAGACAUUUCUCAUCCCAGUAUUUAAGACCAGAGCUUCCAACAUAUAUUUAAAUACAAUCCACUGGAUAAUGAACAUUUUACCAAAGACACAAUAUAGUAUUUCACUGAAAUUGGUAAAAUUUUCAAGUUGUUGUCUGCCAAGAAAAAUUUUGAGGCUUACUUCUAUGCCAAAGACUUAUUUUCACACCAACUCUAUUAUUCUAUCACAGUCUGAUGUUCAGCCUUUGAGUAGUAUUUCUGGUCUAACAUUUUUGAAUUUGAAAAGGCAUAUUCCAUCUUUAUUAAAUCGAAUAAGCUUUGACGAACUCAAUUUUGAAACUACUGAUAAUGGAAAGACUAUUGUAUAUACAGAUGGAAGUUGUUUAAAUAACAACAAAACAGAUAUGGGAUUGCGAAAGAGUGGAAUAGGGGUGUAUUGGGGGCGUGACAAUCAUCCUUUAAAUGUAUCAAUACCACAUGGUGGCAGUAAACUUACGAGCAGUCGAGCUGAAAUUGCCGCAUCUCACGCUGCAAUAUUACUAGCAAAAGCUUUUAAAAUCGAGAAACUGUGUCUUCAUACAGACUCUGACACUUUAGUCAAGUCAUGUAACCACUGGCUGCCAAUGUGGCAACACAAUGAUUGGAAAUCGAGGUCUACCAACCGACCAAUUUUAAAUCAAGACAUGUGGAAAAAACUAACAGAGGAUUUACUUCAUGUGUUAGUUGAUUUUCAUCAUUCUUCCGAUUGUAUUGAAGGAAUUAAAAAAGCACAUAAACUGGCACAAGAGGGUGCUAAUGCUUCCUGAGAAGAUGAUCUAACAACAAAAACAUAGAGCGUGAUUCAAAAUUAAAAUCUAUCAAAGAAUAUUAUUUUGUUGGCAGUACCAUUAUCAUUUUUGUAAUUAAAUAGGGAUCUUUUUCCAGAUGCUCUUUUGUUUUCUAGGAACUUGCAUGCUAAUAUUAGAUAUAUUGUCGAAGUUGAAAAAGCUAGUAAACCUAGUUCUAGUUCAUGAAUGUUUAUAGAUAUUAAAUUAAAAUAAAAAUAAAAAAACAGCAAAAUAACUGAAAUCUAACCAAAUCUAUAAAUUGAUUAUUCCAUCUUUUUACCCUAAUUUUUGGAUAUUACCGGUAUUUGUUUCUGACUGUUUUCAAAAAAUGAUUUAUUACCCACUUUGUAUAUUCACUUUUUUUUUGGUAAAGUAAGGCACGGCUAAAAUUCAUGAUUUAUAUUCAUAACUGUGUGAUUUCUUUUUGCUUUGGUAAUUAUAUUUCCUUCCAAUUUCUUCA
This is a messenger RNA of Styela clava, 1299 nucleotides long. The record is from RefSeq and is a predicted model, not a curated record. NCBI's taxonomy places the organism in Eukaryota, Metazoa, Chordata, Ascidiacea, Stolidobranchia, Styelidae.